Molecule: messenger RNA, 969 nt
Organism: Rana temporaria (common frog)
Lineage: Eukaryota; Metazoa; Chordata; Amphibia; Anura; Ranidae
Gene: TCEANC2
Product: transcription elongation factor A N-terminal and central domain containing 2
Exons: 4
Coding region: 77-703 (208 amino acids)
Biological process (GO): DNA-templated transcription
Cellular component (GO): nucleus
Source: RefSeq, a predicted model, not a curated record
GUCAUCAGGGCGCGACGGACAGCGGAUACCGGAAGCGGAUGUCCAGUGUGGAACGCAAAGUAGCAAUACAAACAACAUGGACAGGUUCGUCAUCAGAAACCCCAAACCACAGGCCGAGAAGGGUCCAGCUGUGAAAAAGAAAGGCUCCAUGGGCCAGGCCACCCUGUUUUCCUUGAAGAGGGUGGUGGUGCUGGAAGAUAUAAAGAGAUGGAAAUGUAUUCUGGAGCUGCCCAGCCAGACUAAAGAGAAUCUCCUGGAAGCCUUAUCACAGCUGAAGAAGAAAAUUCCCUCAGAAGAAGUAAUACGAACAACAAAAAUCGGCGAGGCAGUGGAGGGCCUGCAGACACACUCUGAUAGUGAAGUAUCUGAACUAGCUAAGGAAGUUUACUCACAAUGGGAAACAUUUUUAAGAGAAAAACGUUGCAAACCCACCAUAGAAGUUAGAAGUGAUCCUACUACAGAGAAACUACGCAACAAUGCAAGGCGGAUGUUGUGUGAAGCCCUAGAAAAGGAGGUUGGCGACUCUUUGGCUGAGUGUAUUGAACGUGAGGCCUUCCACCAAAGUUCCCGUCUGAUCAAUGUUCACUACCGAAGGACGGUUCGCACUCUGGUGUUUGCUUUAAAGCACAAGCCAGAGAUACGAUCACAAGUGAAGGAUGGACACUUACCUGUCAAUAAGUUAGUGCAGACUCAUAAGAAGUAAUAUGCUGCGAUCAUAAGGACUGAGCAUGGCCUCAAUUAUCCUAUUCAUUGAACAUCACUGACCAGAUACAGGCGGCUCUCGGGUGUUCUGCACACAGUAUAGGAGAAGAUCUGAUCAAGUCGAAAUUUUUAAUAAUAAGAUGAAUUCCUAGUCAAUGGACAAUACAUAUGGAACUCUAUGUAAUAAUUGCAGGUAUUUAUUUUUUUACUUUUUUAACAUAGAAUAAAAAUGCUGCUUCAUCUUAAAGGAUGAUAUGUUUGACUUUU